Acanthaster planci (crown-of-thorns starfish) is the source of this 3818-nucleotide messenger RNA. Its product is annotated as cation channel sperm-associated auxiliary subunit epsilon-like. Gene Ontology annotation, biological process: sperm capacitation; flagellated sperm motility. The record is from RefSeq and is a predicted model, not a curated record. Gene Ontology annotation, cellular component: CatSper complex; sperm principal piece. Lineage: Eukaryota; Metazoa; Echinodermata; Asteroidea; Valvatida; Acanthasteridae.
UACAUCAUGUAUUGUAAAAAGGAUUGUUGGUUCACCGACUUUAGUCUGUUUGUUUUUUUCAAAUCAUGUCAUGCUUUCGCUGUAAAAAUAACACGCUUUGUUUUUCUGUUAAAUGAGCCCUCUCAGCAUUUGAUUUGAGGCCAUGAAAGUAUAUUUUCUGCCUGUCCGAACGGCGAUACUGGUGGGGAUUUUGCUGACCAUUCUGACGUGUGUCUGUCAUGUCUGUUGCGAUCACCGUCAGCUGAGGCCGUGCGUGUGGAGAAUCACUCCGCUCCAGUCAGAUGCAGAGGCUGGAUUCAUUAGGACCAGCGUGCCAUUCCAAGUGUCCUAUCUGGACACUGCGUGUACACAAGAGCUGCAGUGGCAGGUCACAGAGAUAUGCACGGUACAGAAUUCCAGUUCUUUGCAGACUGUCAUCACUUGUCAAUAUCCCGGCCGUCACACAAUCUUGCCAGUGGUACAUCAGUCUUGCAGUCAGUGUGUGCCUGUUGGUAAAACGGUUCUUGUCAGGAACAGUUCAUUGUGCUACCGAUGGUAUGCAGUGUCCAUCCACAACUCAUCCAUUUGGAGUGCUCCAGACACCAACCCUGGUCAGUGGACUGCAGAGACACUGAGAGUGUGGGUCGUUGAUUGGGCCGAGGCAGAUGAUGACGAACGCAAUCAUAUUGCAACCUCUCCAUCAUAUUUUUCUGCAGGUUUGACCAGAAUGUUCCACAGGAAGAACCAACGACCCACUGUUACACAGGUUCAUGCCAGCAGCCAGCAACAAUUACGCACUGACAACAUCACCUUCAAGCAAAACUUGAGUUACUGGGAAGUUUUCGUCAGUGUUCCUUUCUAUUUAGAGGCAGAGCUGAAAAUUAAGGGCCGUCCGGACAGAGCUGUCAACAUGUGCUUCAUAGGUGACACCACAGUGUUGUUGACCAACCGUUGGUUGUCUUCAGCAACUCAGGAUGAAACCACUCAACUCCGCCAUGCUUCUGGGCAUCCAACAAGGCUGGUUCAAGAUCCCUGCGCUAGUCACGUCGCUGUUCUCUUGUCUGAGAAUUCAGUGCUCCUUACACAGGAUGGAUUCUUGACUUCAAAGAAUCUGACUCUGCCAUCCCAUCUGGUAAAGAAUCUGAACCUGGAUGUUGAGAGUGUGGCCUUUACACCAACCCAUCUCAUACUUCUGAUGGACUCCAAGGUUUGGGGUUUGCCGAGGACAAUGGUCAAUUUGACACAAGUCACUGGACUCACAGGGCAGGCUGCAAUGAAAGGCCAAGACUGGUGUAUUCCGUCUACCCUCCACAAGAGCCAUCAAGCUGUGUCUUUCAAUGCCAGCAGUCUGUUCUUGAUCAGCACUGUUAGUCUGAGUGACCACCGUCUAAUCUCACAGGAGAUUCCUCUACCCCUGUCUGUCCUCCGCAUGCUUGGUUUUACAGCAGAAGUUGAGCUGGAAAUCCAGGAUGUCGCAUUUGAAAGCUUUUCAAACUUACUAGAGCUGGUUGUCACGGUUACACAAAACUCUCACAGUUCUGUGGUGUUUCUGCAGUACAAUAUCACCCUAGCUUCAUGGACUCAUGAACGAUUUUGGUUGGAUGUAAGAGACACUCGUGGCACGGUCUCCUUGAAGUUCUCCAGUGGGGCACACCUCCAUAGCUUCCUUUUUUGGGACCAAAAACGCUUGUUUUUCAGCUACCAAAAUGGUCAGUACGGCACCUUCAGCGUCAGAGGUAGUGAUUCCGCAGUCUCAAAUGUAUCCAGCAAUGAAAUGAUUGAACAGGUGUCCAUCAGCCAGUCUGGUGACAUUCUGGUACUGCUGUCUUCCAACUGUUUGUACUAUAGUCAAAUUGGCCAGACCACACUUGUCAGUCUCUCUGCCAGUGAAUUGGUUUCAUCUCAUGCCUAUCUCCUGUUUGAUCUUCUGGGAAAUGUUUUUGUCGUUGGACUUGAAAGUAAUGGAUCAUCCCUCCAGCAUUGGCGGUGGCAGUACCCACUGAAAGUUGAAGUAGCAGGGGCAUUGCAUGAUGCGGGAAUUUCUUGUCCAUACAGGCGCUUUGAGCACACUGAUGUCGCCGGUAUAUACUACCUCGACAUUGGUAAUGUGAUUCAGCUCUGGACAUGUUUGACAUUUCCCAGUGAUGCGGAUAUCAAGUUGCAGGUUGUGUCAAGCUCACCCGGCCUCUUGCACAUCACAGAGGAAGAUUUGUGGGCCUAUCACCCAGGACGGUUAGCCAUUAACAAGACGCUGACAAUACAACCCAGCCUCAACCUUGAAACAAGGCUCGCCAAUGAUGUCAUCGGAUGGACUGGAGACAUUAAGCUGGAGGUCAGACCAGAUCAGGAAGAUCUCGGUUGUGAGAAGCCCACGAGUAUGGUGGCACACUUUUCAGUGGGUUGCCCACCUGGAAGGCACAUCCGAGUCAGGAAACCAGACCGCUGCUCACAUUUCAGUAAUUACACAAUACCCAGAGAUGCCUAUUUGGAGGAGAAUGGUUCCAAUCCUGAAGACAUCAAGAUAGUCAAAUACGACUGGGCUAUGUUUGCUUGCCCCAUCACAGCUCACUAUCAGCUGCCGUUCAGACCAUCACUUGAUCUUUAUGACCAUGAUGAAAUUGUCACUGAAGUGGAUGCCAAUUACGUUGUCACUGAAGAGCAGGGUCGUGUAGAUUUUUCCUACAAUACCAGCAUGUUGCAGGCUGGAUGCCACACGCUAGCGCCAACACCGCUCACCAAUAACAGCGAUGAGAUAGUUGCAUCAGAGAGGUACCAACACUGCUUCAUCUUGAAUGGUACCAAGGACUUGGCAGCAUUGAAGAGGCAGAAUUACCACGUCCUGAAUCAGACCGGCCUGGCGUCACUCACAUGGACCACAGGGAUAAAUAACAGCAUUUAUCAGUUCACAGCUACCGUUGUGGAUCCUAGAUACAGUUUUUGCCGUCUUCAAGCCAAGUUUGCCGUGUUGGUCUACGGGCAUCCCCCUGAAGUCCAGCCCAAGCCAGUGACCCAGGUUUCCUUGGGAACCUUUGCCGUCCUGACCUUUGCCCUCGGGGUCAUAUCCUACAUGUACUACCGGAAGGGUCAUAUUAAGAAGUUGGAGGAACAGCUAUUUGACUACAACACAGAUUAGUACACAUGGAGUUGAAAAAUGCACAAGAUUUACUGAGCGGCAGGGCACAGGUGAAAUUUGUAAUUGUUCAGUGUUGCCGAUUUUCUAGGACAGAAUUGCUUUUGUUUUCCUCUGUCCGUCUAAGUUGAGCUGAUUUUUACAAACAGUUCCGGCCCUAGUUUUCAGAGUUCGGCAAUUUUACAUGUCAGUUGGGUAUUAUUUGCCAGUAGUUUAUGUCAACUUGCCAUGCCGUGUAAUUUAUAUUCUACAUCUUGGGGCCAGUGUAACGGAAAUUGUUAAGUAAAGGAUCAGGUUAAAAUACUGCUGUGUGUAAAGUGGUGACAGAAUACAAUCGGGCUUUGUAAAAGGAACAUUCAGCCCUCAAGUGGUUGGUAUUAAACUCAUCAACUUUCUUCUGUCAUAAUGUUUACCCGCGCGGGAUCUCAAUUCAUUACCAACUGUAGAAUUCCUAAAGUCAGGCCAUUUUGAAAUCUUUGUAAUGCUGCUGAUGAUUUCCUUUUCUUUGGGAUAUAAUUUUGUAAAAAAGUGUCAUAUGAAAGUUGCAUCGCUGCAUUAAUGCCACAGAUUCUUGCCUUCGGACCAUUGAAAAGUAUUGUAUUUUUGGAAGUAAAUCACAUUUUUAGGGAUAUUAAAUCCGCUCCGAGCGGAACAAAAGAGGGCAUGUUUUUUUGGUACUCACCGCAUAGCCAUGCGUUUAUAAUGGAGA